UUUCACAAAACAAACAGACAAGCGGUAGGAGGGUUUUAGAGAGCGCUGCAGAGCAGAAAAAGAAAUAAAAGAGAAAAAAAUGGUUGCUGACAAAGGUAAAAAGCAGAAAAUUGCUGAAAAAGGAGAUGAUGAAAACAACAACAACAACAACUCAGACCCCAUUGAUGGAGAGCUCGUUCUCUCCAUUGAAAAGUUGCAAGAGAUCCAGGAUGAACUCGAGAAGAUCAACGAGGAAGCAAGUGAUAAGGUCUUGGAGAUAGAACAGGAGUUCAAUGAAAAGCGAAAGCCCAUAUAUGAUAAGAGAACUGAAAUUGUCAAAUCUAUUCCGGACUUCUGGUUAACUGCUUUUAUGAGUCAUCCUGCUUUGGGUGAACUUUUAACUGAAGAAGACCAAAAGAUUUUCAAGCAUCUCAGUUCAAUUGAAGUUGAAGAUUCCAAAGAUGUGAAAUCGGGUUACUCUAUUACGUUUAACUUCAGUCCAAAUCCUUAUUUUGAAGAUAAAAAGCUUACAAAGACUUUUACCUUCCUCGAUGAAGGAACUACGAAAGUCACUGCAACUUCAAUUAAAUGGAAAGAGGGAAUGGGCCUUCCUAACGGAGUAGCUAAUGAGAAGAAAGGUAACAAGAGAGUGCAUGCUGACGAAAGCUUCUUUAGUUGGUUCAGUGGAAACGAGCAAAAAGAUGAUGAAUUGGAUGACAUUCAUGAUGAGAUUGCUGAGAUAAUUAAGGAUGACUUAUGGCCCAACCCCCUGACUUACUUUCACACUGAUGCUGAUGAAGAGGAUUUUGAUGAGGAAGAAGGUGAUGAUGAGGAUAAGGGUAGUGAUGACACUGAAGAUGAUGACGAUGAGCCAGAUGAUGAUGAAGAAGAUGAAAAUGGUGAUGAGGAUUAGGCCAAUCAGGUCACUCAAUAUGCAGAUGCAUGUCCCUAGGUUAUGAUACUUGUUUGCCAGUGGUGUCUGGUGGUGAUUUUACUUUUGCAAGGAACACAAGGUGCAGAGUGGUGAUUGCUGCCUUUAAUGGACUCUAGUUUUUACAACAAGAGGUUCUUUGACCUGUUCACCUUUAGUUUGAGUGGAUCUUUUUAGUUCACCGUCUUCUUUUCAUGUUCUAUAGAGUUAAAGUUAUGGCUUUGUCAUCCUGGACAUGCUAUAUGCUAGAUACUUUUGGCUUGGGAGGAUGUAAUAGAUUUUAGUUUGACUAACUUAUAUGACCUUGUUAAAUAUAGAUCAGCUUCAAAUCA
Coffea eugenioides is the source of this 1242-nucleotide messenger RNA. Its product is annotated as NAP1-related protein 2. NCBI's taxonomy places the organism in Eukaryota, Viridiplantae, Streptophyta, Magnoliopsida, Gentianales, Rubiaceae. The coding region runs from base 80 to 892 and encodes 270 amino acids. Gene Ontology annotation, cellular component: chromatin; nucleus. Gene Ontology annotation, molecular function: histone binding; chromatin binding. The transcript has 10 exons. Gene Ontology annotation, biological process: nucleosome assembly. The record is from RefSeq and is a predicted model, not a curated record.